CGAUUGUACCACACCGGUCAACCCAAAUACGCCAACCAAGGGGUCACGGGGCCAAAAGAUAUUUAAAGGCGGACACGGAAUCGACCCGUCCAGGGACGAUCGGCGCGUGUAAAAAUUACGCUGGUCGUAAUUUAAAAGGACUAAAAAACAAAAUGUCGUGAUCGUAAUUUACAGACAUUCACGGUUUGAGCAUUCCAAAGUCGAUGUUUUGUGGGACGAAACGGCGCCGCAUUGGGUCGUGCGAGCGAGUACGUCGUAUUGAUAACGGAGUCCGAGGAAGGGUUGUUUGAAAGGGCGCCAAAAUGCUGCUCAUGGAAAGGCGUACGCGCGGUUUUUCUUUUCGUUCGUCUAAUGCUUUAUUGAUUAUGUGAAAUCAACGCCAGCCGCCCAGCCAUCUUGUAUCGGGUUUUACAAUUUUCCGUAAUUAUUAUCGCAGCGGCGGUCUCGGACGUGAGUCGUCCCGUCCACGGAGGAGCGGCUCGUCCAGGAUAAUAUAAUCGUUCCAGUAUCGUAAUUAUUGGCUGCAGUUACCGAGGCGAGACGACGGGCUGACGACGAUGACUUCCACGUUCCGUUCGAGCGACAUACUCCAGCAGAUGGACUUUGCCAUGAUCGGCACCCACUUCGCUUCCGGUCCGCUGCAAAUCGACCAGGACUUCGCGGGCAUCAGUGGCGUGCACUUCAACGGCGGCGGGUCGCAACAGCACUACGCCAACGACGGCGAAGUGACGCUGCAGCCCAACGGCAUGCCGCCGUCGUGGCAGAGCAUCGCCGCUCCCGGGUCGACCGUGGCCGAUUACCUGUCCCACUUGCCGGCCACCCUCACUCUGCACCACUUCCUCAAGUACUCGGGCGAGUCGGUGUGCAAAGACGUGCGGGACGAGACGAAACCCCCGAAGAAGAGGAAAAAACAAGGCAAACAACAACAAGCGAACGCCACGGCCGCACCGGUCAGUGAUCGCUGUCCGCCGACGACGACGUCUCCGCCGCAGGUCAAACCGAAACCCGGCCAGAUAAGGAUAACGAGCUGCGCGGACGGCACCACCAUGUUCGGGUGUCCGGAAUGCCGGGCAGAGUACUUGGACAAGCAUUUGCUCGAGGAACACCUGGGCACUCACGCCACGGAACGGCGGUUCGUGUGCGACAUUUGCGGCGCCGGGCUGAAGCGCAAGGACCACUUGACCAGGCACAGGCAGAGCCACAGUUCCGAGAGGCCGUACGCCUGUACGGUGUGCGGCAAAGCGUUCAAGCGCAAGGAACAGUUAACGCUGCACAAGGUGGUGCAUACGGGCGAGAAGCGGCACGCUUGCGUAGAGUGCGGCCGUGCGUUUUACAGGAAAGAUCACCUGAGGAAGCACGCCAGGAGUCAUGCGGCCAGGAGGGACAAAACUAAUGGACAGACGUGUUAGACGGACAGAGAGUAAUUUUAUUAGUCUAAACACGAAACGAUUUUCCAAUUUGUAAUUUAUGAUUUUCAUCCGUAUACAUAUUAUUUUUUAUUUCAAUAUGUAUAUUAUUCAUCUCUUGUAACUACUGUCGCUUUUAAACUAAUAUUAAAUUAUCCGUGAGUGCAUAUUAUAAUAUACCAUUACCAUAUUUAUUAUGAAUUUGUAAAUACCAUGUUAUUAGUCAUUAUCAAUGUUUUCCUUAAUAUUAAAAAAAACAUCUGUUAUUAAAACAAUGAAACUAAAGUUCAUUAGCAGUA
Messenger RNA from Aphis gossypii (cotton aphid), 1705 nucleotides. Its product is annotated as replication initiator 1-like. The transcript has a single exon. Lineage: Eukaryota; Metazoa; Arthropoda; Insecta; Hemiptera; Aphididae. The record is from RefSeq and is a predicted model, not a curated record. Gene Ontology annotation, cellular component: nucleus. The coding region runs from base 558 to 1409 and encodes 283 amino acids.